Plectropomus leopardus (leopard coralgrouper) is the source of this 4515-nucleotide messenger RNA. It is a transcript of the gene nek9, whose product is annotated as NIMA related kinase 9. Gene Ontology annotation, molecular function: ATP binding; protein kinase binding; protein kinase activity. Gene Ontology annotation, cellular component: centrosome. The record is from RefSeq and is a predicted model, not a curated record. NCBI's taxonomy places the organism in Eukaryota, Metazoa, Chordata, Actinopteri, Perciformes, Serranidae. Gene Ontology annotation, biological process: protein phosphorylation.
CGCUAGUGCAACUACUAUAUUUGCACGUAUUUUGCUACGUUGUAUUUUCCGUACUUUGAGUUGCUUCGAGGUAUCUGAUAACUUGAGUACUUUGACAGGUCUCUUUGUUAGCCGGCGCGGGUAAUAUGUUAGACGUGUGUACGGUUUUUUAGGAGUCUUUCAGUAUUAGUUGACGUUAGGCCUGUUCGGGUUAUUUCCAUCAUUGGCUAACAAGUCCCUAAACAGAAAUGUCACUGGGGGAAUGAAGACAUUUCGACUCGCUGAAUUCAGAUUUGGGCGGCGGGUCUGUGGUCAGUGAGCGAACAGCCUCGGGCACGUUUAAUGGCGAAGAGGAGAAGCUGCAUUACAUUCCUAUCCGGAUCCUCGGGAGGGGGGCGUUUGGUGAAGCAACUCUGUACAGACGAACAGAGGACAACUCUCUGGUGGUAUGGAAGGAGGUGGACCUGAACUCGCUCUCAGAAAAGGAGCGCAGAGAUGUCAUGAACGAAAUAAGCAUCCUCUCCAUCCUGGAGCACAACAACAUCAUCGCCUACUUCAAUCACUUCAUGGAUAAAAAUACCUUGCUGAUCGAGUUGGAGUAUUGUAACGGAGGGAAUCUGUACGAUAAGAUCAACCACCAGAAUGGAAAACUUUUCAGUGAAGAGGUGGUCAUAUGGUACCUGUACCAAAUUGCCUCAGCAGUGUCCCACAUUCACAAAGCGGGGAUCUUACACAGAGAUAUCAAAACUCUCAACAUUUUCCUGACCAAGACGGACCUCAUUAAGCUUGGGGACUAUGGCCUUGCAAAGAAGCUAGACUCCGAGUUUUCAAUGGCAGAGACCUGUGUGGGAACUCCGUAUUACAUGUCACCUGAAUUGUGCCAGGGGGCAAAGUACAACUUCAAAUCUGACAUCUGGGCCAUGGGCUGUGUACUUUUUGAAGUUUUGGCUCUUACAAGAACAUUUGAUGCAACGAACCCUUUGAACCUCUGUGUGAAAAUAGUCCAAGGCAACUGGACUAUGGACGUGAACUCGGAUGUUUAUUCAGCUGCAUUGAUCAAACUGGUGUACGAGUGCCUUGAUCAAGAUCCUGCAAAGAGGCCUACAGCUGACCAGAUUCUGGACCAGCCAUUCAUCUCCUGCUGCAGACAGGAGCUUGAAGAGCGAGUUGCCCUGCUGAAUUCAGCAAUGAAAAAACCAAAGUUGAGUACAGUAACUGACACCCCUGUUGCUGUGGUGACCACACGCUCGAGGGAGGUUUACUUCUGGGGGGGAGGGAAGUUUACCCCCCAGAAAAUUGACUCGUUUAAAGGAGGCAGCAGUGCCCAACACGUGUGUGCCGGGGAGAGUCACUUUGCAGUGGUGACAGUGGAAAAGGAGCUGUAUACCUGGGCAAAUGUCCAAGGUGGGGGGAAGAUGGUGGGCCAGCUGGGACACGGAGACCAGGCUUCGUACCGGCAGCCAAAGAGGGUGGAGAAGCUACAAGGAAAGGCAAUCAGACAGGUGGCAUGUGGGGCUGACUUCACGGCCUGUAUCACCGAUGAGGACCAGAUGUACAUGUUUGGGUCAGACUAUUACGGCUGCAUUGGAGUGGAGGGGGAGCUUGGCAGUGAGAUUUUGGAGCCAGUGCUCUUGGAGUUUUUUGAGGAGCGGCCUGUCCGUCAGGUUUCUUGUGGAGAUAACCAUGUGGUGGUCCUGACUCAGCAUGGGGACAUCUACUCCUGGGGCUGUGGAGAGUACGGGCGUCUCGGACUGGAAUGUGAGGAUGACUUCAGUUCUCCGAUGCAAGUGGAAAUCCCUAAAGGUGCCACCAUCUCUGCAGUGUCAUGUGCCAGCGAUGGAACCUUCUUUAUAACAGAAACUGGCAAAGUCCUGGCGUGUGGAAACAAUGAAUUCAACAAGCUUGGUCUGAACCAGGGAAUCUCUGGUCUCAAAAACCACCCUGGAGAGGGUAACCAGGGGAUCCCAUACAUCACCACACUGACCUUGGUAAAGCAGCUGUCAUGGUUCAAGAUUCAGACCAUAGCUCCAGGGAAGACCCACACAGCUGCCAUUGAUGUGCGCGGUCGCCUCAUCACCUUUGGUUGCAACAAGUACGGACAGCUGGGUGUGAAGGACUUCAAAAAACACCAGGGAGUCCAGCUCCUUGUCGGACCGUUUGGAGGGAAGACCGUGACCAAAGUGUCUUGUGGCGACGGCUUCACCAUUGCAGCCACUGAGGAUAAUCAGAUCUUCGCAUGGGGAAAUGCAGGAAACGGGCGACUUGGGAUGCCGGCUGAUAAGGGAUUUGGUUCAGAAGUAUGCCCUGCCAUGCCAAGACCUAUCUUUGGUUCCCUCCACCAUGUACCGGACCUGUCUUGCCGUGGCUGGCACACCAUUAUCAUAAUGGAGAAAGUGCUCAACUCCAAGACUAUUCGCUCUAACAGCAGUGGACUGUCAGUCGGUAGUGGGCUGGGCCAGGAGGCAUCUACGUCCACAGUUGAUCUGGACAUGGACCCUGGUUCAGAGACAGAGUGUCGUUUCAGGGGUCUUGGUGGUACAAUGGAGGAUAAUACAGAGGAGUGCUUCAUGGAGACCCCGAUGAUGUCACUGGCAAAUCAGACUGGGGACAGCUCCUGCCCUCUCUGGCUUAGAAAGGAGCUUGAAAACGCAGAGUUCAUCCCGAUGCCAGAUGACUCAGAGGGAUCCACUCCUGACCAGCUCUCCUCUUUCUCCCAAAGCGUCACUCUGCCUUAUGAGGAGCUGAAAGAGCUGGCUGCUGCUGCAGCAGCUGUCAGCACCAAGAAAGACCUAUCGACUAAACGAAUGGGCUGUGAUAAAGUCAAUGGACUGGAGCAGGCUGACGGCUGCAGAAAAGGGGAAUCGGGCGCAUGCUGCAAAGCAAGUAGCGAGAUCACACAGCUGCGAGAGACAGUCGCUCGUCAAGAGAUGCGGAUCCAGAUGCUCGAAAAGCAGGUCACUGAGCAGCAGAAGGAAAAUCAAAGGCUCUGGGCGGCAAUCAAUCGUUCAACGCUACGGGAAGCAGGAUGUGACAAUAACGGAAACCGUCCCUCUGAUGCCCGAAUGCCCGGGGAUGGAGGCGAAAGAGGAGGCGGAUUCACAAACAGGCCCGCAGGGGCCAGUGUGUGAGACUUUACCUGCAGAUUUUCUGAUGAUGGGAGAAGUGUCAAACCUCAAAGCACAUAUUAAAUGAAACAAGGCUGUCAGACGUGCAGUAGAGGGUGCAGCCUCGUGCUCAUUCAUAGUGGUUACGUUCAGUAUACAUGUUUGACAGAGCGCUAAGUUGCAUGAUUACAUUCUGUUACAUAAUACUGUAUAACACCACACUCUCACAUGCACACGUGUGUUCACCUGGGUGCAGUGAUGUAGUUUCUCCACAGACUGAAAUGUUGGCUGGAUUCAACAUGAAGCAUCGGACCUUGACACCCAUGAGAGACAGUCAUCGUAGUGUUACUCUGCAAUGUGAAUGUUAGGUCCAUGUUUUGGUGGUAUUGUUGACUUUAAGUGGUGUCAGCAUUGAGGCAUCAGUCCUUAGUGCCUUACAUAUUGCAAAUAACAAGACAAUCUUGUGCAAAUAGGAAAUCGUUUGCAAAUGCAUCCAAAGAUUAAGCUUUCCUCUUGUCAGAUAUUGAGAGAUGGGCUGCCAGGAUGUUGUUGAUUGAUCACAACUCAUGUUGCUGCCAUCUUCCAGAAUGCAAGCAUAACUUUUUUUUAACAUAUCACUUUAUUUUUAAUUAUUUUAAUAUCAUUUGAUAUUAUUAAAAGUGCCAAAUACAAAAUAUCCGUUUUCCAUAUUUAUCAGUCUCGUUAGCUAUUACAAACAUAUUAAAAUUAUUCUAAAUAUAUGCUUUUGAAAAAUGUGCAUGUCUUAUUGUCAUAUGAAAGUAUUUGUGUGAAACACGAAACUACUGAUUCUUUUUUAACAGCUACUUUUAGUUACUUUUUCUCACUGCCUUCUUCAACUCUUGAACUCUUGAUGGGGCAGCACAUUCAGGUCUAUCUACUAUGUGACAUGAAUGGACACUUAAACAGUUUUCUUUUAAGCAUUUAUGGUAAAGCUGCUCUUGCGGCUAUAAUGCUGUUUUCGUAUUGCAUUUUUUAACCAUUUUAUCUGUCUUAGGUACUUUCUUAUAUGUUGUUUUGUUAUGCCGUUUUUGUUCAUUGCUUAGGUUUAUUGUGCGAGUUAACAUAUACAGUACAUGUGUGCAAGUGUGUCAUAGUUGUGUACUGUCAGUGUCUGCAGUAUAACACUGGCAGUGUUUUCAUGCAGUAAAAUGCAUUGUUAAAUAUAGCCAGAGUGCCUUGGAAAGCUAUUGAAACCAAAACUUAGUGCAAAUAUGACAAUGCUGUGCCUUAGCUCAAUUUUUCAUACAGUGUGUUGACAGCAUUUUAAAAUAUGGUUUAUUUUUUUCAACAUCUAACCAAAUAUUAUUAACUUGUAACUGUUGUAUAAACACGCAUCUCACAGUCUCACUGUUGCUUUAUGCUUUGUGUAAAAGCCAUAAAUAAAACCGCUGUUUUUUUCAUGCAUAUACAA